UUCACAAUGGGAUGGCUGACGGGAUACAUGUUUAUCGCGGUACUCUUCUCACAUUCUGCAGGACUUUUCCUAACCAUCGCACCAAGCAAAAUACAAUACAUUGGCAGGAAUGACGUCACCAUCCGCUGUGAACUUGGUGAGACUGAAAUAGCAAACCUAGGAUGGAUGCAAAUAUUGAAACAGAACCUAUUAAUGGAGAAGAGGCCAUUUCUAUCACUGAGAGUAAUUGACGGUGUGGGACCGGAAUGGGGUUCCGGAAUAGAUGUUGAAAAACUGGACGAGAAGACUUCGGUAAGGUUUUCAACCAAACCGAUGGAGGAGACAUAUUUAGAAGUUACACUACAUCAGAUUGAAUGUGAGGAUGAAGGUGUAUAUUCAUGCGAAGUUUUCGGAAUGAAUCUGAACGAAAGUUUGGUAAAGGAAUCUAUCCGAGAGGAAUUGAUUGUUAAUUCUUUUGGACGUCAGCCAACCAUAACGUACUUCUCCACAGAGGUUCCUGAUCACAACUUAGUUGUAAGUCCCGGAAGUGACGUCACUCUAUUGUGUAGCGGUCUUGUAGGCAAACCACAUAUGCCGCUCAAAUGGUACCGGUUUAACGAAAAAGCGGGAGUGUUCUUAGAAUUGAAUAGCGGUGUAAGUGAAGAAACUUUGAUGGUUGACAAAGACAAUAUGUGUUCUUACAACGGGAGCAGAUACUUAACUUAUACCGCGGAUUACGAAGAAGGAGAGACUACUUUUCGAUGUCAAAUCGGACCGUUUUUUGACAUCAUCACCGUUAUGACAACGGAAUCAGAUAGUAAAAGCUUUUAUAGCAUGUUCAAUAGAGACCUACCUAAUCUUCAAACGGUUAUGGGCAGUGGAAAGGCAAAAGGUCUAUUGCUCAACAUCAAUCCAUCAAAGGUGCAAUACCAGGGUGAUUUCGACGUCACAAUAAAAUGUUCCGUUGGAGAUUUGGCCGAAAACCUGACACGACUUGGAUAUCUUCAACUUCUAAAAGAAGGUCCAGUUUCUUUGAAACGUCCAUACCUAACGCUAACAGCUAUGAAUGGAACAGAACCAGAGUGGGGAACCGGAAUAGAUAGCCAGAAACUAGAUAUGAAAAGUACGAUUACUUAUAGACAAUAUCCUCCAGAAGAGGCUUUCCUUCAGGUGACUCUACACCGGAUGGAAUGUGACGAUGAAGGAAUCUAUACCUGUGUUCUUUUUGGAAUUGACGAUGACAAUAACAUAAUGCAGAAAACUGUCAGAGAAGAACUAUCAAUCUAUACGUAUGCUGGUGAACCGUGGAUUUCUAUAAAUGGCCAGACGUUUCCAACAAAGGAAGUUCAUGUUUCCCCAGGCAUCAAUCUGACUUUGACGUGUGCUGGGCCAGUAGGGAAACCACAUGUACCUGUACAGUGGUACAAAUACGAUAUGAUGGCUGGAACGUACAUCUACACUACGGAAGGAGUCGCUACAGAAUCACUUGACUUACCCAUGGACCAUCUUUGCCGAUAUACGGGGACAUCCAAGAUAACAUUUUUCACGACGACUCUUGAGCAUGAUGUGACUUACGAAUGUAAGAUAGGGGCUUUUGCGGACACUAUUACCGUUGUCAUGGAUGGAGGACCAAACGAUAUAUCACUGAUGAGAGAUCAUCAGAAAAAACAAAUGAAAGAAGAAAUCAAUGUCGCAGAGGUACCCAAAGGUUCUAGAGUUCUGUGCAUAUUCUUAAUAAUAGUUGGCUUCCUCAACAUUCAAAAGGAGUAA
Molecule: messenger RNA, 1749 nt
Organism: Ylistrum balloti
Lineage: Eukaryota; Metazoa; Mollusca; Bivalvia; Pectinida; Pectinidae
Exons: 10
Coding region: 7-1749 (580 amino acids)
Source: RefSeq, a predicted model, not a curated record